Messenger RNA from Lytechinus pictus (painted urchin), 5644 nucleotides. Its product is annotated as sodium channel modifier 1-like. The transcript has 9 exons. Lineage: Eukaryota; Metazoa; Echinodermata; Echinoidea; Temnopleuroida; Toxopneustidae. The coding region runs from base 102 to 1562 and encodes 486 amino acids. Gene Ontology annotation, cellular component: nucleus. Gene Ontology annotation, biological process: RNA splicing. The record is from RefSeq and is a predicted model, not a curated record.
AUUAUGCAGUCUGCUUUCCAGAUUCGUACCGCAAAAAAUUGUGAGCAUCUCUUGUAUUUUCUACUUUAAAUUUUGACGAAAACUGAUACCAUAAUCUGAAGAUGUCAUUCAAGAGAGAAGGAGAUGAUGGUUCACAGUUGAACCUUCUUAAGAAACGGAGAGUAGCUGAACUGUUGGCUAAGGAUAUCCCAGAUGAUGAAGCAAUGCUUAUGAGCAAUGGAAGAUAUGCGUGUACGGUUUGCCAUUAUAAACCAGUCUUCGACACCGUUGAUAUGCUGACAGUUCACCGAGCUGGAAAGAAACAUCAACAUGCCACUGAAAAUCAUUUUGCAAAGAAGAGAGACCUCGCUUUGCUAGUAAGAAAGAGAAGGCAAGAAGAAGAGAUCAAGAGAGAGAGUCAGAUAGGAAAGAAUCAGGAAGCUGAGCCAUCCCCCCUAUUACUGAAAGUGGAAGCGGCCAAAAGACACACACUGCUGAAGGAAGCUCCAUACAAUCCUUGUCAUACACACAAAAAUGAAGGACUUUCCAAAAAAUCAAAGAACAAGCUAUUCUUCCAAUCCAUCCGGCAGAUCAGUUCAACCAAUCAGACGGUAGGGAAUUCAAAUCUAGCCAAUCAGGACCAAGAUCUUUCACAUUUUUCCCAUAAACAUGCUACAUCUGUCGCUACUAAACAGACUCUUCAACCAGGCUUUUCUUAUGAUCACCCUCAUGUUGCUAUUGCUGGCCCUACUACUGCUCCUCGAAAGGCAGGUUUCAAGCCUGGUUUGAAGUCUAACCUACAGGCUCGAGCUCCAGGAGUUUCUAGCUUUCAAAUCAGACCAUACAUAUCAAAAGCAAAGAGGAAUGCAAUAAAUUAUAAAGCAUGCUCUUCAAAACAACCAGAUCAUAAACCUAAUUCAGGAAAGCCAGAAACAAUCUCAUCCCCGGGUUCCUACAAUGAAUCAUCCCUUUCAGUUCAAGAUGAAUCAUCUGGAGGUGAGGUUGAGAACUCGGUUGAAUUCAUAAGGGAAUUCCAAAGUACACAGAACUCAGAUGUUUAUGACAAUGCUAGCAUUACCAAGGUUAGACAGGUAAAAAAUGAGAGGACCAUGAAAGCAACUCCAGGCAGCUUCUUCCAGAGGGAAUCGCCAUGUGGCAACAUGCAACAGGAUUUCAGGUUAGAUGUAGAUGGUGGAGAGAAGGGUUCACGGCAGCAUGCACAGGGACCUGUACCGAAGCCUGAGUUUGUGAGGGGUUUCCAGGGGUGUAGUCAAGGGACACACAAACACCCUCAGGGUGUAAGGGGUAUCCAGAGGUGUGGCCAAGGGACUUCCCUGGAGCCUCAGGGUUUGAAGGAUCUCCAAGACUGCAGAAGAGGGGCCAGAGUAGAGGAAGAAAGGACUAAACAAAGAGUGGUAAAGACAAAGCAGAAGAGCAAAUCAAAGAUGACAGAUGAGAAGAAGGAAGAACUCCAGAGAUACUUAGAGCUUACCAGUUCUGGCUGGGUACAAGACAACGGAGGUAACUGGAUCAAAGGUCAGGAUGUGGAGUUUGAUUCGGAUGAAGAGCCACCAAAAUCUUAGUCCAUGUGCUCUUGGACAUAUCACUUAUUAGACAGAAAACAAGGCUCCUACUUGCUCAACACUUCUUCAAUAGACAAAACAACAGCUCUAUGAGCAACCCUCUGAUUAGCAAACUUCCUAAUGGAUUGUGGUGUAUGGAGCAAUAGUGUGAUGCUGCUGGCCAGAUACAUGGAGGUAAAGUGUUAUGUUUGCAUUCCUGUUAAUGGAUGGAUAGUUCUAUAUUCAAGCCGUCAUGCUUUUAUUUGCAGUGCAAACUUGGGUGCUUGAAAUGGGUUUGGUCACUGUGAAACCCGGAAUGGUGGCUGGCUGUUUGAUGUGCAAAUACAUGUAGUAAGAAUUCAUCUCAUCAUCAUUUCGAUUGCAGGAACUAUCUUUAUUUGGUUAGUCCUGCAGGAUUUAAAAACUUACCUGUAUAUAAUUAUAUGUGACAUGUUUGUAUGAUAAGACAUGGUGCAUAAAAUCUGUUGUGGUCUAGCCUGAAUAAAGCCAAAUCUGCUGUACGCUGGUUUCUUUACCACCCAUGUUGAAACACUUUUCAGCUUCUGCAUGCUUUUUUCUAAUUUUGCCCAUAGAUUUGUGUAGAGAAGGUAGUUAUGUCCCUGGGGUGGUAUUCUGAGGUCGUUUUAUCUUUGAAAUAUUUUAUUUUAUCUUUUAAAAUGAAAUUGGUAUUCUGAGAUGACAUUUUAUCUCUCAGAUACAAUUUACAAUUUCAUCUUGAGUAUCUAUGAUGAUGCGCAACAGAGCUGUUAUGAUUGGGAAAUCAUAGUUAUACUAAAGUGAAAGGACUUUAGAUAAUUUCUGUGAUACUUCUUUGUGUGAGACAUCACAAGAUGAUGGCUCAGGUAACCACACAUUCCAAUGAGAUGAAGUACUCUCUCUAUCCAUGCUAAAAUGAAAGUUAAUUGUACAAAUGAGUUUAGAUCCAAUAAAUUAUUCGAACUAUACACACGUGUCUCUCAAGCCUCCUAAAUAUUGUGUAACUGGAACUCUACAAAAGCAAUGGCUGCGUAGACAUACACAUCGCGUAUCUGGCCAUUGCAACGCGGGUGAUGUGCUUGCGCCCAAGUAACUUUGAAGAAAAAAUAAAAUAAAUUUAAAAGAGGGUAGGGGCUAUUUUAUCUCUGCGACGUUGAUUUCGUCAAUAUUUCUAGAUGAAUUAACUCCAAAUGUUGACAUGAAAAGGAAGAAAAUUCAUAUGUUUAUUGAGAACAACACCUCAAUGUUAUUCCUGUACAUUCAGGAAGUAUUUCAUAAGACUUUUCUUGACUAAAUAUUGUAUUUGAAAUGAUGAUUGAAAAGAUGCAUAUAGACUUCGAAAAAAAGAUGAGAGUAUCGUCAUUCUUGUUAAAAAGAAAUCUCUGUAAAGACGUGAAGCAUAUAGUGCAAGCGUAUUAAAGUCAAUAAAUUGACUUCAAAUAGAUAAAUGGAUUUCCAUUGGUUGAGUGAUAUGAGAGAGCUAUUAAAGCAUGUUUCCAAUUGGAUAUUGAUUAAAAAAUAGGUGUGUCUUACAGAGAUAAAGUGAAGAUAAAAUUGUUCUCAGAAUACCAAUUCGGAGAGAUUUUAAGGGUAUUUUAUCUCAUUGAUUUUAACGGAGAUAAAAUAUUUUAUUUUAUCUGAAAUAAAAUGGAUCUCAGAAUACCACCCCAGUUUUCAUCUUUUUGGAAUCCUUUGUCCCUGUUUAUGGACCUCCAAUGUUGGCGAUUAUGCACUCAUUCUAUGAGUGGUUUAAUGUUGAUGAGGUUUGGGGCCAUGGGGCCGUUUCAUAAAGCUGUUCGUAAGUUAAGAGUGACUUUUAGAACGACUGGUGAACAUUUCUUACGCGCUAAACCAUCGCCAAUAAACAUACCGUUUACCACAAGAAAGAAUCACCAGUCGUUCUUAAAGUCGCUCUUAUCUUACGAACAGCUUUAUGAAACACCCACCUGGUUAUUUGGCGUGUCUGGUGUACCUGCACCUUGAAGGCCAUGACAGGAAACCAUUCACUGGCCAUGGUGUUAAAACACCCUAGUUAUACCUGUAUAACACCCUGGGGACCACUGUGAAAGCAUGUAGUUCCUUUCUGCGCAUGAUCAGAGGAAGGUCAUUUGUACUAACGUGACAUGGUGGUUUAAAAUCUAAUGAGAUAAGCGCCAACUUUGAUGUCUUGAUUAUUCAUAUAUUCUUUUGAAUAGUGGUUUUCAUUUACAUCCACAAAAAACAACAAGGCGUCCAUGAACGACUGGUAUUUCACAGUUUGCUAAGUACAUUGUGCAACAUGCUAUGAUAUGCAUUCAAAGUAGGAAUGCAACAAAUACCUUCAUAAAGUGUUCAUUGGUGUGCUAUUCUAGUCACCUGGUCUAUUCAAUUUCUUCAUCCUGCUAUGUAAGGCAAGCUUACGUAAUAUCUUGCUUUGAAAUCUGCCUAUCAUAAUGAAAGAAAUGAAAGGUCAUUUGACUAAAAUUGUCCAUGAUUAACUACGAACUGGUCUAUAGUCGGGGAGAGAUGUAGCAUGAACCCCCCUCCCCGCAUUGAUCAUUGGAAAAACUUGGAUAAUGACAUAUAUCCAAAUCUACACAGUGAAAACUAUUAUGGUGUUUAUUGGUGUACAUACAUGUAUAGGGCCACGCCAGUCAUUUUAAUUUGUUGUUAUUUCAACACCUAUGGAUGUUAUUGUUAUUUCAACACCUUUGGUUGUUACUUUUACACCCUUAAGUGUUGUAUCAAUCUCUUUGGUGUAAUUUUAACAUCUCAGGGUGUGUUCCUCUAUGAACACCAACUGGUGUCGGCUUUUAACACCCUGUUUUUAAAGUGUUCACAUAUCUGAAUAAUUCAGUGAUUUAUCGAUGCAUGGUGCUAUGUAGUUGAGGAUGAGUUAACUUGUGAAAAUUUAUAACCUUCAAAGUUUUUUUAUUUCAUGUUUUUGCAGCUACAUGAAAUUGGUAUAUAUACACAUGAACAUAUUCUGUUAUACCAUGUGAUACAAAGUGAGAAUAGAAAGUAGAAUAUUGAAUCCCUGCUAAUCAUAACUUGCCAUCAGAUUCAUAUUGUUUAUCUUCCUUUCCAUUAGUGAAUAAGCUUGAUGUGGAUUCACGUACUAUGCAAUAUCUUUGUUUUUUAUCAGAGUUUUUGUCUCACAAGUUUUUGAAAUGUCAUCAUAACUUAGAAAAUAUAUGGACCUAGUUCAUGAAACUUGGACAUACAUAAGGUUAAUCAAGUAUCACUGAACAUCCUGCAUGAGUUUCACGUCACAUGACCAAGGUCAAAGGUCAUUUAGGGUCAAUGAACUUUGGCCGAAUUGGGGGUAUCUCUAAUCUGUUGAAUUACCAUCAUAACUUUAAAAGUUUAUGGAUCUGAUUCAUGAAACUUGGACAUAAUAGUAAUCAAGUAUUACUGAACAUCCUGUGGAAGAUUCAGGUCACAUGAUCAAGGUCAAAGGUCAUUUAGGGUCAAUGAACUUUGGCCAAAUGGGGGGUAAUUGUUGAAUUACCAUCAUAACUUUGAAAGUAUGUUGGUCUAGUUCAUAAAACUUGGACAUAAGAGUAAUCAAGUAUCACUGAACAUCCUGUGCGCAUUUUAGGUCGCAUGACCAAAGUCAAAGGUCAAUUAACUUUGGCCAUAAUGGGGGUAUCUAUUGAAUUACCAUCAAAACUUUGAAAGUUUAUGGAUCUGACUCGUGAAACUUGGACAUAAGAGUUAUCAAGUAUCACUGAACAUCUUGUGCGAGUUAUAGUAGUUUUCAAAGUCAGCACAGCUGCUAUAUUGAAUCGCGUGAUGCAGGUGAGACCGCCAGAGGCAUUCCACUUGUUCUUUCUUUAGCAUUUCUUGUGUAAAGAUUGCUGAGUGGCGCAUUUAUGUAGAAUGUAAUAUACAUGCUGCGGUUAUACCGUUAUUAAUGUGAGCCCUGUAAUACCAUAAAUUUGUAUUUGCUCAUACAUGAACGUUUUCCUAUAUCAUUGCUAUUACUCUGUAAUCUAUAAAUUUGGAAUUUUGAUUUAAAGUAUUUGUGCCCAUUUAUAACACAUGUAUACACAAACUUUAAUAGCUUGUCCACCCAAACAAAAAGUUGCAUCGAAAAGCACUGGAAACUUCACCCCCCCCCCCCC